AUGGCUCGAAUAAAGCAAACAACAAGGAGAUAUAGGCCGGAUGGUUCCUUUUACCAUUCGAACAGUGAGACUCCAACUUCAGGCGGCUCCAUUAGGGUGCCAGUUAGCAAAGUUUCUGAGCACCCCCCAAACCCCUCUUCUGACCUUCCCCCAACUCCAACUUAUUACUCUCCCUCUUCCUCAAGAGGCACCCCCAGUGAUUCUAUACUGCGGGAACCCGACAGUCAGUACCAGGCCGAGCCUUCAGAACAGGCGCCUGAGGAGAGUCUAGGGGAGGACCCUGCUGGCCCUAGCCGGCAGUCCCUUAGCUCUGGGGAAGGUUCUGAUGACGAUUCGGCCUCGUCAUCCUCUAAUAGCGCCUCUGUUGAGUCAGAGGAGGUCCGAGCAAAAAUAGAUACUGCAAGGGAGUCCUUGUCAACAAAGCAACGGAAAAGCUCUCGGCAACAAAAAAAGCCGUCUGUCAUCUCUGCAGCAAAGUACCGCACCAACGUCCUUAACAGGGCGAAUGACGAGCAGAAAGCAGCCGGAACUCCCAAGGCGGACGCCAACCUGCAGGUGAAGAAGGACCUAGAUUCGGCCUGCUCCAAAGUCAAUGAACUUAAGGCCGAAGUUAAAGGCCUUAAGGAAAAACUUGAGCCUCUUCAAGAGGCCAAGAAUGAGGCCGAGAGGGCCAAGGAGCGGGUGAGCUGCCUGGAGGGGCACCUGGCGAACCAGGAGCAGCAGCUGAAGGCCAAGUUCGAGUCCCGGGCUGAGGAGGAGAAACAGGCCCUUGUCCAACAAAUGAUGGAAAACUACGAAUCCAUCAUGCGGGCGACAUGGGAGGCGGUACAGCCGGGUGUUGAUUUUGGCAUCUGGAAAUCCAUGUUUGAUCAGGAAAACGAGGAUUACAAUGCUGAACUCCUUCGCCGGGCUGAAGAGGAGGAUGCGAAUGGUGAAGAGGCCAACUCCUCUUCAGGAUCCUCCGGGGAUGAAGACGGGGAAGAGGAUGGUGAUGACAAUGAAGAGCAGCCGGCAACUGAUGAUGCGACUGCCAAUGCUGGCAAUCCCUCUGCCCCUUAA
This is a messenger RNA of Chenopodium quinoa (quinoa), 1059 nucleotides long. RefSeq names its product translation initiation factor IF-2-like. The record is from RefSeq and is a predicted model, not a curated record. The transcript is spliced from 3 exons. The coding region runs from base 1 to 1059 and encodes 352 amino acids. Lineage: Eukaryota; Viridiplantae; Streptophyta; Magnoliopsida; Caryophyllales; Amaranthaceae.